This is a messenger RNA of Aspergillus puulaauensis, 1329 nucleotides long. RefSeq lists its product as uncharacterized. Gene Ontology annotation, cellular component: cytoplasm. The record is from RefSeq and is a predicted model, not a curated record. Gene Ontology annotation, molecular function: heme binding; metal ion binding; indoleamine 2,3-dioxygenase activity. Bases 1 to 1329 code for a protein of 442 amino acids. The transcript has 4 exons. Lineage: Eukaryota; Fungi; Ascomycota; Eurotiomycetes; Eurotiales; Aspergillaceae. Gene Ontology annotation, biological process: 'de novo' NAD+ biosynthetic process from L-tryptophan.
AUGUCGCCAUUAUCAAAGCCUGUCUCGAGCGGAAACCAAGCAUACCAAAAUGCCCUGUCCCAAAUCAAACUCGCAACUGAGAACGAGCCCGUCCUUCGGGAGUUGAAGCAUCUCGUCGACGUAGACGGUGCUGGCAGCUGGCCACCUCGAGCUACUCACCGCGAUACCUGGCCUGCAGUCCUUCGUCCAUACCAUGACAUCUACCUCGAAGUAAUGCCAUACCUAGCAACGGAGGAUGUAAUCACCGAUAACGAAAUCAAUACCGAACGCCGGAACUCCUUCAGAGAGCGCGUACGAAGAGCACUAUUUGAACGAGUAGACCUACCCAGUGUGAAAGACAUCCUAUGUGCCACCGAAAACAAAGACAAUUGUGAAGGUAUCUUGGCCCCGGCCUCAUACAACGGCUUCGGCGCCUGCAUCGCAACCAUGCGGCACGUGUACCGAUGGGGCGUGAUCCCCGUCGUCAAGGUUGCGCAGGAGGAGAAGAUAAUCGACUUCCCUGAGGAACUGAACUUACCCUGGCCGUUUAUAUGCCGACGGUAUGGGGUCACCUCGAAGGGGGGGAACGUCAUGACAAACUAUUUCUGCAACUUUGAUGAGCGGGAGCGCAUCGUUUACGAGAUUAACGGGGCGUUGUCGGAUCUUAUUCGCACUGCAGAGUAUAACUUUUCUCAUAUAUUUGUUGUUGUUGAGCGGUUGGCGCUCCCCAUAUACCACGAAAUGGCCAAGUCCAUUAUUCACUACACCCGCGGCAACAAGCACGCUUGCCUUGCCAGUCUUAAGGCUAUAGUUGAGCAGCUCCCUGGUCUACUACGCGUAUUCUACAAAACUCUCGUCGAGGCCCAAAUCUCACCAAAGGUCUGGAUGCGCUACGUUCAGGGUCCUUCAGGCUGGGGCGCUGGAGAGAUGAUUAACGGCGAAUACGUCGAAUACGACGGAUUAUCCGGAAGCCAUACUCCCUUUUUCCGUGUUGCAGAUGCGUUUUUGGGGUUGUCGCCGUAUUUUAGCGAGGAGAACAUGAGGCGGUAUAUCCCCGAGUCGCAGCGGAAGUUAUGUCAGGCGAUACACGAACAUGGGUUUCGAGAGAAGGCGAAAGAGGCCGGGGAUGGUUUGAUUGGUAUUGAGAUAGAGAAUAUGUUGAAGCAACUGAGGCUCUUCCGGGCUACUCAUCGCGCCAGAAUCCACAAAUACUUGGGCGUUCCUGCUCCCGAGCGGUUGAUUAUGACGGCUGGAAGGUCUGUGCUGGAGAGCGAAGAGAUUCCUGAGAUAGACACGGCGAUCAAGCACUUGGAUGGGAUACUGGAGAAGAGAUUGAAGAUGACAAAAUGA